This is a messenger RNA of Penicillium longicatenatum, 1170 nucleotides long. RefSeq lists its product as uncharacterized. NCBI's taxonomy places the organism in Eukaryota, Fungi, Ascomycota, Eurotiomycetes, Eurotiales, Aspergillaceae. The coding region runs from base 1 to 1170 and encodes 389 amino acids. The record is from RefSeq and is a predicted model, not a curated record. The transcript has 3 exons.
AUGGCCGGCGAGUCGAUAGCUGACGAUGCUUUCGACUCCCAGCUCUGGUUCACAGAGGACCUGGCCGCGCUGACCUCCGACAAGACGGGCUUCGACCCCCUCAUGAACCCGGCUCCAUUCGUCUAUGGCCUUCAGCUACCCCCGUCGCCUAGCUCGUGGGGUUCCGGCUUUCCUACGGGGGAGGGGGAUCCAAUUUCCCUGUCGCUCCAAACACCGGCCGACCGACGAACAUCGGUCGCGUCGCAUCAGGAAUUGACAUCGCUAGGGCCCCCCGGUGAGGGCGUAGUCCUUAACCCGCUCCCGACCGGCACAAUCCUGUCUCAGUCAUCAUCACCGCAUAGCCAGGGUCCGGCUCACUUGCCACAACACCCAGCCGAUAUCCGACAAGCACUGCAGAUCAUCUCCGACUACCCCGCCCAGAUGCUAUCAAAGACCUCGCAGUCGCCCUUUAUACAUUACCGGCUCGCCCACGGCUCGCGCCAGGGUAUGCCUGAGCCGAUCGCCAUCGCGCUGGCCUGUGUGGGCAUGAAGCUGCAGUCUCAGAGUCCGGCGAAGAACUUUGUGUGUAAUACUUUCCGCGACCAGCGGGAGAAAAUCAUUGCCGAAUUACCAACCGGUCCUCAGAGCCUCGAGGAUAUCUGCUCCUACCUCCACGCUUUGUCCAUAUAUCAAAUCGAAGGACUCUUAUCUUCAAAUCGAUAUGAAGCCCCAUUUUCAUCCGCUGAGCUUCAUCACGAAUAUCUCAUCAAAAUGACGCGUCGCUUAGGCCAAACUCAUCACGCAAUUCUUUUGGGGAGCAGUCCAGAGACCCAAUGGGAAACAUGGUUUGUCAAUGAGACAUUUCGCCGCACGUUUUAUCUAGUGUUUCUCAUUCACCACCUUCUGGGCGCUAGCAAGAGAUUAAUGCCUGCUUAUUUCGAGCCGCUGCUGGCCUUGGCCGAGCUGCGAUUGCUGCGUUUGCCCUGUGGGGAGGAGAUGUGGAAUGCGCCGAACGCAGAGGAUUGGACUCGAGCCCGCCAGCACCUGGACCAGCAACACCUGAAUGGUUUGAGCCUGGGUGAAGUUCUGGAUGCUAUGACUGCUGAGGGUGACUCGUUAGAACAGUCGUUAAGGGUAGGCAUGUUGGGCGAGCUGCCGCGACUGAUCAUCAGUGUGGUGAACAGUACCUAG